GGGAAAAAAAGAGGAAAACAAGAUGGCAGCAGGCUCGGAUCACGGGCUCAAACGAAUAGUUUGGAAAAGAAUAAAAGACACAAUAAUUGCAGACUGUAAGAAAUCUGAAGUAUGGAAGAUACUGAUUUUGGACCCCUUCACUACCAAGAUUCUCUCAUCAUGCUGCAAAAUGUCCGAUCUAAUGGAAGAAAGAAUAACAAUUGUGGAGGAUCUCUUCAAAAUCAGAGAGCCUGUACCUGAAAUGAAGGCCAUCUACUUCAUGACGCCUACCUCCAAGUGUGUGGACGCCUUCAUAGCUGACUUCAAACCCAAACCGAAAUACAAAUCGGCUUAUGUUUAUUUCACAGACUACUGCCCUGAUGACCUGUUUAACAAUAUGAAGCUUUACUGUGCAAAGUACAUCCGUGUCUGCAAGGAAAUCAACAUUUCCUUCUUACCACAGGAGGCCCAGGUGUUUACCUGUGAUGAUCCGGGGGCUUUCCGAAAAAUCUACAGUCCUCACAGUCAGGAGAAAAGGAAGACAUUGGAGACUCUGGCAGACCAGCUCGUCACCCUCUGUGCCACGUUGAACGAGAACCCGGGGGUCAGAUACAAGAAAGACGACAAAAUGGUGAACGCCAAAACUCUUGCAGAGCUGGUCGACGACAAGCUUUCCAAACACUAUGAGUUGGACGACAGCGGGAAGAAGAAGGAGAAGACUCCAGCCCAGCUGCUGAUCGUAGAGCGAGGUUUCGACCCAGUAAGCCCCAUCCUCCAUGAGCUCACCUACCAGGCCAUGGCCUAUGACCUCAUUGAUAUCCAGAACGACACCUACAAGUACAAGUCCAAAGACGGCUCAGAGAAGCAGGCUCUGCUGAACGAGGAUGACAUGCUGUGGGUCAAACUUCGACACAAACACAUCGCCGAGGUCUCAGAACAGAUUCCUAAAAUGGUAAAGGAAAUAUCUGCCAGUAAAAAACAGCCUGAUGGGAAGAUCACAAUAAGCAACCUGGCACAAAUGAUGAAGAAGAUGCCUUCGUUCCGAAAGCAACUGACCGAGAAAACCAUUCACCUGCAGUUGGCUGAGGAUUGCAUGAAAUUUUUCGCAAACAACGUGGAGAAACUCUGCAAAGCUGAGCAGGACCUGGCUGUUGGUUCUGACGUUGAUGGGGCAAAGGUCAAGGAUCCCAUGAGGACUCUGUUGCCUGUGCUGCUAAACCCAUUCAGCAAACAUGACAAGAUCAGAGCUGUGCUGCUCUACAUCUUCAGUGUAAAUGGAACAACUGAAGAGAACUUGAACAAAUUUAUCCAACAUGUUAAAAUCGAAGAUGAGCGAGAGUUUAUCCUGAACUGGAAAGAGCUGGGUGUCCCGAUCAUCACAACGCCUAGUUUAUUUUCCCGCAAGCCAAGCCGACGAGAGCGAUUGGAAGAGGAAACCUACAACCUUUCAAGAUGGACUCCAGUCAUCAAAGAUAUAAUGGAGGAUGCUGUGGAGAACAAACUGGACACCCGAGUAUGGCCGCACCAAUCCGAGUGUCCUGCUGCCUGGAAUGGAUCUGGAGCUGUCAGCGCCCGCCAGAGAAACAAACCCAGCUCCCAGGAUGAUCGCCGGACUGGUUCACGCCUCAUCAUCUUUGUUAUUGGGGGCAUCACCUACUCUGAGAUGCGUGCCGCCUAUGAGGUCACCCAGGCGGUAAAAUCCUGCGAGGUCAUCGUAGGGUCUUCUCAUAUCUUGACUCCCAUAAAUCUUCUGGAAGACAUUAAAGCUCUGAGCAAAGGUCCAAUGGAAACCUUUACAAUAGAAGAAAGGAGCAACGCCUGAGUUUCAACAUCUCGUAUCACUCAGCUCAGCUUGCUGAUUGGAAAACAGAAGGGAAUUUACCUGUUUCUUAACUUUUUUUUUUUUUCUUUUUACUGAAUGCACAUUUAUGUUUGCAGGUAUGAGGACAAAUUCUGCUUUAUUAUUUUCAUUCUACUUGUCAGACUUUCUUAUUUGUGUUCAAAUAUGACCUGUCUAUAAUGUUUGUUGCUUCACAGUUAGAUUGCAUUUUAAUAUUAACUAACCUCAUCCUACUGACCGCAACUAUAUCUUAAAGUAUCACUAAUGCAUUGCCGUGCUAACCUUUCUUCUUAAAGAAAGACGCUCAAAAGCAUUCAGAGAAAAAAUAGCUGUGGGGAAAUAAAAGCACAAAGCUGCUGUAUAUACUGUAUGUAUCGACCAAGUCCAUGCUUUAUCAUUUUGACUUCUCUGAUCACUGCCGAUUAGUAAACACUUAAUAUAAUGUGUUUUUUUUUUUUAUAACUACCUACAUAUUUUCUUGGGAUUGAACAACUGACUAAUAAAUGGAUGAAGUAGUUCAACUCUUAAAAGCAAUUUUUAUGA
Cyprinodon variegatus (sheepshead minnow) is the source of this 2362-nucleotide messenger RNA. It is a transcript of the gene stxbp3, whose product is annotated as syntaxin binding protein 3. Gene Ontology annotation, molecular function: syntaxin binding. The coding region runs from base 23 to 1801 and encodes 592 amino acids. Gene Ontology annotation, cellular component: plasma membrane; secretory granule. Gene Ontology annotation, biological process: intracellular protein transport; neurotransmitter secretion; vesicle-mediated transport. The transcript is spliced from 19 exons. Lineage: Eukaryota; Metazoa; Chordata; Actinopteri; Cyprinodontiformes; Cyprinodontidae. The record is from RefSeq and is a predicted model, not a curated record.